UACCUGUGCGCUCAGGUAGAGUCAGGAGCCGCUGGACCAGGAGAACUGUUAUCUGUCAUGGCGGAGUCGCAGAUGCUGUGUAUGGACGAUGAACACGUCAACGAGAAGAUCCCGGAGUCCAGACCCGAGUUUUACUACAGCGAGGAGCAGCGAGCGGCCCUGGAGCAGCUGCUCCGGAGCGGGGACGGCGCCUUCAAGAUGCGCCUCAAGGAGGACAACGUCAAGGACUUCCUCUCCGCCCGGGAGGUCAAGUCCAUCCGCAAAAGCUUCCAAGAGUACGACUCCGAGAGCGACUCCGAGUCCGGUGACCCUGACAAGUGCAAGGGCUCCUCCAGCGCCGACUCCGGGGUCCACUCCACCUACUGGCCCGAGAUGUCCGACACCGAGGUCCCGUCCCUGGACAUCGGCUGGCCCGGCAGCAGCAGCCACUACAAGGGGGCGACCCGCGUGUCCGUGUACACCCACCCACCCAAAGAGCCCGGGCCCCACAUCAAGGAGGUGGUGAGGAGACUGAUCCAAGAAUCACACAAGGUGGUGGCCAUAGUCAUGGACCUCCUGACGGACCUGCAGAUCCUUCAGGACCUGCUGGAUGCCUCGUCGCGUCGCGGGGUGGCCGUCUACACUGUGCUGGAGGCCAGGGGAGUGCCCCACUUCCUGGAUAUGUGCGCUCGGCUGCAGAUUAAUGCGGUGCAUCUGCGGAACCUCCGUGUGCGGAUUGUGAAAGGUGCAGGGCUGCCAAUGUCAUUUGGAAAACUGCCGGGCUCCCUGUGCUCCAAAUACAUGUUGGUGGACGGAGAGAAAGUUAUGUUUGGGUCUUACAGCUUCACCUGGAGUUCGUCUCGGAUCGACAGGAACACGAUCACAGUGAUGUCGGGACAAAUCGUGGACUUCUUCGACAACGACUUCAGGGAACUUUACGCCGUGUCUGAACAGGUGGACCUCUACAAGGAGUUCAACAUCACCAAGCCACCCAUCGCUGCGCCAAAGCCAAAGGUGGAGAAAGCUAUACCUCUGUCAGUCUCCACAUCUCGCUUUCAAGUAUCGGUCGGGGACUCCAAACAUAUCGACCUGAAGGUGCCAGCUCAUAAAUACCACAAUCCAAAAUACUCUCUGGUUUUUGGGAACAGCAUGGGCCACACAGGCUCCCUACAAGACCUUUCGACUCAUACGGACUCGCUGCUUGGACUGAACCAGAGGAACGGCCUGCAGCGAAACUUCCUUCCCCCCAGCAGGGAAAAGGAGGAAAUAGUCUCCCCGCAGAGUCCAGCUUCACCCACAGAGGAGGAAGGAAAAGGAGGCUUGAAGAAUAACCUGUUCCCCCGCACAAAAAAACAGCGUAGCUCCUUCAGGCACUUCUUAAAAGGCAGAGGAGCCAACCAGUGCACAGAGACUAUAAAGGAAGGAAUAGUCACUCCUCAGAGCCCACCGCCUGCCUCGAAAGUUUCCGAGACCAAAGACAUUGUCGGAGAUGCGGUGGAGGACUCUUUUGACAUCAUCGAGAAACCAGGUGUACUAAAAUCCAAAAUAAAGAAGCCGCCAAAGGUCAUGCAGAGGAGCAUGUCUCUGCAGACCAUCAACACAGGAGAUGAAGACGGACUGAAAAGCCGGAGGCGUCAUCAGAAGAAGAACUGCAUCCAAUCAUGAGAUCAGAAACAAGAGUUGCGUCUGUUAGAGCCAUAAAGAGCAGAUGGAGGAUCUGAUGGUUAAACAUUAAUCAACAAUUGAGUCACAGUGUCACCUGACAGCAACCAGGUGAUGUUACCUUAGGAGAAGUGAGUUAGCGCUGUGACACUGCUUCAGUGUGGGUGACCAGUCCUCUGCUGUGCAUCAUGGGAAUCCCCAUUAAGGAGAUGUUUAACUGAUCAUGAGGAAAAACUGAGGCAAAUCUUCAACUCUGUAGCCAAAGUGUUCUGAUGGAGGAGAUCUCAUAGCCAUCAUUUUGUUUCUGUUUUUUGGUAUUAAAUUAUUCUACAAGUGUUUUCAUAUUUGACGUGCUUGAACACAACAGAGUCGCCAUGGCGUUGUCCAGGCUGCGCGGUUGGAUUACAUGAUGCCCCUGGUUGCUAUGGAGCCAGGAAAAGUGAUCAGUUGUGCUGUUGUCCCUGAGUUUCACCUUACAGACGACCCUUGGAAACAGAACCAGCAUUCAUCAGAGUGUGCUGUACAGGCUGUGAAUAAUGUAGAGUCGGCACAGUCUCGCUGUGUCAGAUCUAUCAUUUCUCUUCUUUAACCCAAGUGAAAUUUGUAAGAGAUAAAAAAUGUGAAUCCUUGAGAACCACUUGAUAAGCAAAUGAUGACUGUUUUGUAGCAUAAUUUGUAUAAAUAAAGUUUUUCUAAUUUGAUAAUGAAUCAAUACUGGUUUUU
Platichthys flesus (European flounder) is the source of this 2364-nucleotide messenger RNA. It is a transcript of the gene sack1fa, whose product is annotated as family with sequence similarity 83 member Fa. The transcript has 5 exons. The record is from RefSeq and is a predicted model, not a curated record. The coding region runs from base 58 to 1644 and encodes 528 amino acids. Lineage: Eukaryota; Metazoa; Chordata; Actinopteri; Pleuronectiformes; Pleuronectidae.